CCGUGUGGAAAGUUUACCGGCUCGGGUGCAAAGUUUCAGCCGUCUGCAAACGGGUGAGCAGCGGCCAACGAUUCUGGAAUAUACCGGCGCUGACUAAGGUCUACAUAAGUCGUCGGACUUUUUGUCUGUGGUACUUUAUUCAUUUGUGACCGAAUGAACGCGUGUUUGUCUGAUAAAUUAGCCAAAGGAUGCUGCUAUUUGUAGAGAUGCUAGUGUAACAAUACGCUUUGUAUUGUCUCAGGUAGCCCGUUAGCGGAGUUAGCUCGCUAGGACGGACCCCUACCACAGCUAGCUAGCGGAUGCUCUGGUAAACUGGUUAAAUCUGUAUGAAAACGGUCGAAUUAGUCGGAUUACCGGUAGGUUAAAAAACAAGCCUAUUCAUUGUUUCAUCGAUCGUUUCCUAGUGUUUGAAGAUGGCUUGUGAGCCGAACCGUGUGCGGCUGCUAUGCAUGCUUUCAUUGACGUUCGGGUUCUUCAUCGUGGAAGUGGUCGUCAGUCGGAUCACUUCAUCUCUAGCGAUGCUGUCGGAUUCCUUCCACAUGCUGUCGGAUGUUAUAGCACUGCUGGUGGCUUUGGUCGCCGUGCGAUUCGCUGAGAAGACCCAGGCGACCAACAAGAACACCUUCGGGUGGAUCCGGGCGGAGGUGAUGGGGGCGCUGGUAAACGCGGUGUUCCUCACGGCGCUGUGCUUCACCAUCAUCCUGGAGGCGAUCGAGCGGUUCACCGAGCCCAACGAGAUCGACAGCCCCUACAUCGUGAUCGGGGUCGGUGCUGCGGGGCUCCUGAUCAACCUCCUGGGGCUGUGCUUGUUCCACGGCCAUGCAGGUGGUGGACACGGGCACUCGCACGGUGGUGGUGGUGGGGGACAUGGGCACUCGCACGGCAGUGGUGGACACUCUCAUGGCAAGAAAAAGACUGGUAAAAUCUGCAUAUCUGAAAAACCAAAUUCCUCGUCGUCCGAGACAAACACCUUGGUUGUGGUCGACCACAACAGUCCAAAUGGGGUCAACUCAGAGAACCGUGGAUAUGACUUCAGCAAAGACGGCACGGAGCUGCAGACCAACGGAAGCCCGCUGUACGACGACGUCGACCACAGCUCGGCCGCGCAGCUCAACAUGCGCGGCGUCUUCCUCCACGUGCUGGGGGACGCCCUGGGCUCGGUCAUCGUGGUGGUCAAUGCCCUCAUCUUCACCUUCGUGUGGCAGCCCUGCCUGCCUGACGAGGCCUGCCUCAACCCCUGCAUCAAUAGCCACAGCACGGACCACCAGCACGUCAACCAGACCCUGGUGGGCCUGACGGACCCCGGCGCCUACCGCAUGGCGGGCCCCUGCUGGGUGCUGUACAUGGACCCCACCCUGUGCAUCAUGAUGGUGGGCAUCCUGCUGUACACCACCUACCCCCUGCUGAAGGAGUCGGCGCUCAUCCUUCUGCAGACGGUGCCCAAGCAGAUCGACAUGCACCAGCUCAACGAGAAGCUGCUGUGCCUGGAGGGCGUGCUGGCCAUCCACGAGCUGCACAUCUGGCAGCUGGCCGGCAGCCGCAUCAUCGCCACGGCGCACAUCAAGUGCCACGACCCCACGGCCUACAUGGACGUGGCCAAGCGCAUCAAGGACUUCUUCCACGAUGAGGGCAUCCACGCCACCACCAUCCAGCCCGAGUUCGUCACCUUCAGCUCGGACUCGCGCGACUCCCUGUGCGAGCUCUCCUGCCGGACUCAGUGCGCCCCCAAGCUGUGCUGCGGCUCCGCCGACAAGGCGGCCGAGAAGAAGGCGGCGUCGGAGGCCGACGAUGGUCUCCGGGAGGUCAGCCCCGCCACCCUGGAGGUCAUCAGCGAGGACCCGGAGCAGGCGGCCGCCCUGCCGCUGGUGGUCACGCCAGAGCCCGCCGCCGUCCCCCGGGAGGCGGAGUCGUUUCUGUGAGACGGCGCCCUGAGGGCCGGCGGUCCAGGGGCCGCCGCAGCGGAGCGGCCGGGGGAGGGAAACCCCAAGAAAUAAAGGAAGUUGACGGGCGACUUGUUGACUGCCUGCUAGUUUUGAUUUUUUUGGUGUGUGUGUGUGUGAGUGGUCAACCUGUACCUGCAACUAGAUUGGUAUAAGGAAACCGGAUCACUGGCCUGACAUGGAAGUCUAUUUUCAAUGUCUUGUUUUAUUUUUUAGCCCUACUGCUGGACCCCCCCCUCCCUUCACCUGACCAACAUCACCCCCCUUGGUCUAUCUCUUCUAUUAUGUGGGCUCAGCAGUUCAGGUAGUGAUGAGUGCAUGUGUCAGGAGUCCUAUUGCCCCCCGAGCGAGUGCGGGGUGAAGUCUGCACAAAGUGCCAAUGUCCUCUAAUUCUCUCUCUCCUAACACCAUGUGCUGGAGCGUUAUCUUGUUCCCAUGGUGUUUUUAUUCUCUAUUGUCCUUGGUGCCAAAGCUGUUCACUGCAAGCAUCGAAGGGACGGAGCCAACACCCCUGUACAGAGAGGGUUAAUAUUACAAAAGAGAAGUCAAACACUACUAAUGCAAGUCAGAGCGCUCGUGGGUCAGGCGUCUGGAGUCCCUCUGGCUGGCGGGCUGAUCGGUGCGAGGAGCUGUAAUUCCUCCUCCUCACUCCACGCAGGCUCGAGACAACUCGGCCGUUGGCCCCAAACGGAAGCAUAUUGUAUUGCUUAAUAAUUUAUGUAUUUAAGUUACGAGUUAUGAUCUUAAAAUCUCCUUUUGAUGACAUUUACUUUGGAAAGAGAAUGUUUAGUAAAUCAUUUUUGUCGUGAAACUCUUACUUCAAAUGUGUUGUGAUCUUUUAAUUUUUUUUACAGCGCUAUUAUUUCUCUGACUGAUGUUCUGGACUCAUUUGGGAGUCGUGAGACGUUCACGCUGCUCUCCCGUUGCCUUUUUUAAAGCAAAACAAACCGGGAGAGAGCACUACAUAUACACUGCAUACACUGCAGUGGAGAAGGGCGCAUGCUGUCAUGUCCACCCGCAGAAAAGUAUUGGAGGUUUGUCACCUUGUGAGCCAGAGGAGUCUGUCACUGCUGGAUCUAUUCCUUCAGUGUGUAUUCUGUAUUUCUAUUAUUCUUUUGUGUCACUUCCUCCAUAACUGUUUUUUUUUAUAAUGUGAAGGGACCUCGUCGAAAUCCACAAUGUGUUUGUUUUCUUGUUUUUCCUGAUACUUUGUCUCAGGCUUUGCAUGAUUAGAGGCUGGAUCUAUAUACAUACCUAAGAAGGUUGGCCCUGGAUGCUGCUUCACUAGGGGCAUCGUAGGGUCUGUGUCCAUAGUGAGCAUCCCCAUAGCAUUACCUCUCAGGCUGUUUGUUAAAUUUGUGACUUGUGGCCUUUUGAAAUAGUAAAGAGAUAAAAAAAUACUGCAGACGUUCCAUUCUAUUCAUUUAAAAAUUUGAAUCACCAUAGACGGUGAAUCAAGAGAUGCAUUUCAGAUUUCCACUCCAAUACAUGUGUAUGCAAUGUAGGCAUAUAAUGGGGAAAUGCAUUUUGAUGCGUUCCUUCCUUUGUAAUAUUUGGUUACUAUUAUUCUAUGUCUUUUGAGACGUUGAGCUCUCUGUGCAAAAUGGAAACAUAAAAAUUGUCGGAUUUUUUUUUUGGGAUAUUUUAGAUAUGUCAACUGGUGAGAAGCUAGUCGUGCUUUUGAUAAAUAUAUAUACAAUACCUGUUCAAUGUGUCAUUGUGUAAUAAAGAAAAGAUUGCUGUUUAGUACAGCAGCUACGUUUA
Gadus macrocephalus (Pacific cod) is the source of this 3704-nucleotide messenger RNA. It is a transcript of the gene slc30a1a, whose product is annotated as solute carrier family 30 member 1a. The transcript has 2 exons. NCBI's taxonomy places the organism in Eukaryota, Metazoa, Chordata, Actinopteri, Gadiformes, Gadidae. Gene Ontology annotation, molecular function: calcium channel inhibitor activity; zinc ion transmembrane transporter activity. Gene Ontology annotation, biological process: zinc ion transmembrane transport; detoxification of zinc ion; intracellular zinc ion homeostasis. The coding region runs from base 414 to 1919 and encodes 501 amino acids. The record is from RefSeq and is a predicted model, not a curated record. Gene Ontology annotation, cellular component: Golgi apparatus; endoplasmic reticulum; membrane.